UGUACUGCACACACACACAAACACACGGCUGAGGCAGUCUAAACCCUGUACACGCACAGCAGCAGGAGAGGUAGCUAGCUUGGUAGCUUGGUAGCCAUGGCGAAGAAGGCCGCGGUUAUCGCCACGCUGCUGGCCCUGAACCUGCUCCUCUUCACCUUCGCCGACGCCUGCGGCUGCCACUGCGGAUCCUGCCCUAGCCCCGGCGGAGGGGGCGGCGGUGGGGGUGGCGGUGGAGGUGGGAGCGGUGGCGGUGGUGGUGGGAGCGGUGGCAGUGGAGGGAGCGGUGGAGGCGGUUCUGGAGGAGGCGGCAGCAGCGGAGGCGGAUCUGGAGGAGGCGGCAGCGGCGGAGGCGGAUCAGGAGGAGGUGGCAGCAGCGGCGGCGGGUCCGGCGGUGGCGGAUCGGGAGGAGGCGGAUCAGGCGGGCGCGCGCGGUGCCCCAUCGACGCGCUGAAGCUGGGCGUGUGCGCCAACGUGCUCAACGGGCUGAUCAACCUGCAGCUGGGGACGCCGCCGAAGCAGCCGUGCUGCUCGCUGAUCCAGGGCCUCGCCGACCUGGAGGCGGCGGUGUGCCUCUGCACGGCGCUCAAGGCCAACAUCCUGGGCAUCAACCUCAACGUGCCCAUCGACCUCAGCCUCCUCGUCAACUACUGCGGCAAGAACGUCCCCUCCGGCUUCCAGUGCCCCCGCUAGAAGAGAAGACCCGAGAGAUCCAUCGUCCACAGCAGGCAUCCACUAUACGUACGUACGUGCAUGCAUGCGUACACCAGCUCGCAUGCAUGAUCUACGAUCCAUCCAUUGACUAGUACUCUAUAGCUAGUCGUAUACGUUAUUUGCUUCAUAAUUUAUCAUCGCUCUUGCUAGUUGCAUGCUAAACUUUACAUGUGUGCUCGUGUCUCUGUGUGUGUGUGUGUGUGGGGUAGUAUCCUUUGAACUACUGCUUGUCAUCGAACUAGGCCACGGUACUGUAUGGACCAUGGAUCGAGUUCUCAGCCACAUAUGAUCUCAUGCUUGUACCGCUGCCUGCUACUAUUAUAUUUGCUUCAAAAGGAGGUUGCUCCUCCUACAAUUGUAAUAAAGUAAUUAAUAUCACAUGUCAACUUUCAGUA
This is a messenger RNA of Triticum aestivum (bread wheat), 1106 nucleotides long. RefSeq names its product putative glycine-rich cell wall structural protein 1. Bases 97 to 690 code for a protein of 197 amino acids. The record is from RefSeq and is a predicted model, not a curated record. Lineage: Eukaryota; Viridiplantae; Streptophyta; Magnoliopsida; Poales; Poaceae. The transcript has a single exon.